Molecule: messenger RNA, 1555 nt
Organism: Portunus trituberculatus (swimming crab)
Lineage: Eukaryota; Metazoa; Arthropoda; Malacostraca; Decapoda; Portunidae
Gene: Rpt2
Product: 26S proteasome regulatory subunit 4
Exons: 10
Coding region: 108-1439 (443 amino acids)
Biological process (GO): proteasome-mediated ubiquitin-dependent protein catabolic process
Cellular component (GO): proteasome regulatory particle, base subcomplex
Molecular function (GO): proteasome-activating activity; ATP hydrolysis activity; ATP binding
Source: RefSeq, a predicted model, not a curated record
AUAAACCAUUACUACUACACUAUACUCAGGGCAGGAGGCGUGUGUGGCUCUGUGGCUGUUACUGUAGAGGGUCUGUGAAGUGUGUGAGGAGGAGGAGUGCAGGAAAUAUGGGUCAGAGCCACAGCAAUGGGUCGGGGGGCGGCAGCCAAGGCGGUGAUGACAAGAAGGACAAGAAGAAGAAGUACGAGCCGCCGGUCCCUACUCGUGUUGGCAAGAAGAAGAGGAAGAUGAAGGGACCCGAUGCUGCCAACAAGCUUCCUCUGGUGACGCCACACACGCGGUGCCGACUCAAGAUGCUGAAGUUGGAGCGCAUCAAGGACUAUCUGCUGAUGGAGGAGGAGUUCAUCCGCAACCAGGAGACUCUGAGGCCACAAGAAGAGAAGCAGGAGGAGGAGCGCAGCAAGGUGGAUGACCUGCGAGGCACCCCAAUGAGUGUGGGCACCCUGGAGGAGAUCAUUGACGACAACCACGCCAUUGUCUCUACCAGCGUUGGCUCGGAGCACUAUGUCUCCAUCCUCUCCUUCGUCGACAAGGACCAGCUCGAGCCCGGCUGCUCCGUCCUUCUCAAUCAUAAGUGUACGGUCCAUGCAGUGGUGGGUGUGCUGAGUGACGACACAGACCCCAUGGUGACGGUGAUGAAGCUGGAGAAGGCGCCGCAGGAGACCUAUGCUGACAUUGGAGGUUUGGACACCCAGAUUCAGGAGAUCAAGGAGUCGGUGGAGCUUCCCCUGACCCAUCCUGAGUACUAUGAGGAGAUGGGCAUCAAGCCUCCAAAGGGUGUCAUCCUGUAUGGCCAGCCCGGCACCGGCAAGACCCUGCUGGCCAAGGCUGUGGCUAACCAGACCAGUGCCACCUUCCUCAGGGUGGUCGGCUCAGAGCUCAUACAGAAAUACCUGGGUGACGGGCCCAAGCUGGUGAGGGAACUGUUCCGUGUGGCUGAGGAACACGCACCAAGCAUUGUGUUCAUUGACGAGAUCGAUGCCAUCGGCACCAAACGUUAUGACUCCAACUCGGGCGGUGAGCGGGAAAUCCAGCGCACCAUGUUGGAGCUCCUCAACCAGCUGGACGGCUUUGACUCCAGGGGGGAUGUCAAGGUCAUCAUGGCCACUAACAGGAUCGAAACUCUUGACCCGGCACUCAUCCGACCAGGCAGAAUUGACCGGAAGAUUGAGUUCCCUCUGCCCGACGAGAAGACCAAGCGUCGCAUCUUCCAAAUCCACACCUCCAGGAUGACCCUGUCCGACGAUGUCAACCUGGAUGAGCUCAUCAUGGCCAAGGAUGACCUCUCCGGUGCUGACAUUAAGGCUAUUUGCACUGAGGCCGGGCUGAUGGCACUCAGGGAGCGGAGGAUGAAGGUCACCAGUGAGGACUUCAAGAAAUCGAAAGAGAAUGUAUUGUACAGAAAGAAGGAGGGAACCCCUGAGGGUCUCUAUCUUUGAGGGGCCAUUGCUUCAUAUGUCCUACAAGUCUUUUUUUUAUUUAUGUAAUUCUAGGUCAAUAGGCAGUUUGUAUAAGUGGAAGGAAAGUGAAGUUGAAAUAAAUGUAAUAAUGUAAA